ACAUUCAGUUUUCAAAUAUUUUUAACUCUAGCCAAAUAAAUUAGAGAAACCAUUUGAUUUUAAGCAUUCUUUAAAGUUCCAUCCCAUUUCUGCAGGAUGUUUCGUAAUCAGUACGACAGCGAUACGACGGUGUGGAGUCCGCAGGGUCGCCUCUUCCAGGUGGAGUACGCCAUGGAGGCGGUGAAGCAGGGAGCGGCCACGGUGGGCCUGAAGAGCGCUGACUUUGCAGUGCUCAUCGCCCUGUGCCGCUCGUCCAAGGACACGGAUACGCUCCAGAGGAAGAUCAUGCCGGUGGACGGGCACGUGGGCAUGUCCAUUGCCGGACUGACGGCGGAAGCUCGCCAGGUGUGCCAGUACAUGAGGACCGAGUGCAUGGCCUUCCGGCACUCCUACGACUCGGAGUUUCCGGUCCGCCGUCUGGUCGCCAAUCUGGGUAACAAGAUGCAGGCCACCACCCAGCGCUACGAUCGUCGUCCGUAUGGAGUGGGCAUGCUGGUGGCCGGCUACGAUGAGCAGGGAGCUCACAUCUACCAGGUAAUGCCGACGGCCAAUGUCCUCAAUUGCCGGGCAAUGGCCAUUGGAUCCCGUUCGCAGAGUGCCCGCACCUACUUGGAGCGGAACAUGGAGAGCUUUGAGGGCUGCGGCAAGGAUGAACUGAUCUGUCAUGGGAUUCAGGCCAUCAGGGGAUCCUUGGGCCAUGACAACACCGAAAACCUCUCGAUUAAUGUGGCCAUCGUGGGCAAGGAUUUGCCCUUCAAAAUAUUCACGGAUGCCGAGAACCAGAGCUAUCUGAAUAUGGUCAAGGUCUUGGAGCCGCCAUUUUCGGGGGAGCAGGAUGGGCUAUCAGAGGAGGGGAUGAGCGAUGAUGACCUGAUGGGCCAGGGUCCAAGUGGCAGUGGAAUUCCAGUGGAUAAUGAUGCUACUGAUGCCUCUACAGGUGGUCAUGAAGCCCUUUGA
Molecule: messenger RNA, 957 nt
Organism: Drosophila takahashii
Lineage: Eukaryota; Metazoa; Arthropoda; Insecta; Diptera; Drosophilidae
Gene: Prosalpha6T
Product: Proteasome alpha6 subunit, Testis-specific
Biological process (GO): ubiquitin-dependent protein catabolic process; proteasomal protein catabolic process
Cellular component (GO): proteasome core complex; nucleus; proteasome core complex, alpha-subunit complex
Source: RefSeq, a predicted model, not a curated record